This is a messenger RNA of Danio aesculapii, 2478 nucleotides long. Its product is annotated as transcriptional repressor p66-alpha-like. Gene Ontology annotation, biological process: negative regulation of transcription by RNA polymerase II. The transcript is spliced from 11 exons. Bases 164 to 1648 code for a protein of 494 amino acids. Lineage: Eukaryota; Metazoa; Chordata; Actinopteri; Cypriniformes; Danionidae. The record is from RefSeq and is a predicted model, not a curated record. Gene Ontology annotation, cellular component: NuRD complex.
GUGACGGGUGUGUGUAUGUGUGUGUGUGUGCGCGCGGCUGUGUGCGGGGAGGGCGCGCGCUUGCGAGAGUCAGAGGGUUUCCCGGGAUUACCGAGAGAAUUACCGGACGAACCGCCCGGUGGAGCCGCGGAGAAGAGAAGAGCAGAGCAGAGCCGGUGUGGAGAUGUCUGCGGGUGCAGUGCGGCAGACGCGCAGUCAGAAGCGAGCUCUGGAGACAGACUCUGUGGACAGGAAGUGUUUGCGUCUGGGUUGGAGGUCUGAGUCAGCAGUGUCGGUUCAGUCUUCCAGCAUGCGCAAUGGUGGAGAAGUGAAGACCCUCAAGCUGGAGCUGCAGACAGCGGACGAGCCCACAGACAGCAGCAGCAGCACCAUUUUAGGGGAGGUGAAGCGUAAGCGCUGCUCUGUGUCUCCGUCUGAUGUGAUGGAUCUCUCUGAUGAAUCUCACAGUCCACAACUGAAGAGCAGGAGUCAGCGUACACAGCUGGACACACACCUGCUGAUGAGGAGCUCUGCAGUGCAGCGUGAGCACAUGAUUGAGUGUCUGAAGCAGGAGCUGCGUCUAGAAGAAGCUAAACUCCUCCUGCUGAAAAAGCUCAGACACAGCCAGACCAACAAAGAGCCCAGCGCACAGAAGCCGCUGGUUUCUGCUGCUCCUCUGGUCAAGACCGUCACUGCUGCUAAACCAGCUCCACCUGUGCGGUCAGUAGCUCCGCCUCCUCUGGUGCGUGCUGUGGGUAAGCAGGGCUCAGCCGGUGUUCAGGUCAUGAUGCCGGCGCUGGUCAGAGGAGCUCAGACGCUGUCAGUGUGUCCCCAGCAGCAGCAGCAGCAGAUCUCCUCAUCAGCUCCUCCAGCGCUCAGAUCUGUGGUCAGCAGCGUCCAGAACCAGCAGCAGCGCUUCAUCCAGCCCGGCCUGAUCCGCAUGACCACACUGCCCAACACCGGCCUGCUGAUCAUCAACCAGACGCCGGCCGUGAGCCUGAACUCCUCCUCAUGCAGCGUGAGUGAGUCUGCAGCCGCUGGGCAGGCGUCAGAGCAGAAGCAGCUGGAGAAGCGUCUGCUGGAGCUCCCCGUGCCCACUGCUGUACCCCCCACACUCAGCUUCAUGCCCUCGACUGCCAGUCAGGAGUUCCUGUACCUGCUGGGGCUGGAGGAGGCGGUGCAGCGGCUGCUGCAGGGGGCGGGGCCAGGUUGUCCUGCGGGUGUGUGUGUGCCACUCUGCUGUUCUCUCUGUCACACAGACUUCAGCAGCCACUGGAUCAGGGAUGAUGCGGGUGUGUUGCGCUGCGAGCAGUGUGUGUGUCGCGCACAGAAGCAGCGGCUGAAGGAGGAGCACACACACCGUCUGCAGGCGGCGCUGGCCAAGCUGUCCUCAUCCUCACCUGCGCAGGUGAAGUGCUCUCCGUCUUCCUCAUCAUCAUCCUCGCUCCGCCUCCAGCAGGUGUCUGCUCAGUCCUCUCGGCUGCAGAGUGCAGUAAUGGCUGCUGCUCUGGUCAACAGGCCAGGUGUGAGGAUGGCGUAUGUCAACCCCAGUCUGCCCAAGCAGUCUUCAUCAUCAUCUUCAUCUUCAUCAGUGCAGCGGCACAGAGAGCUCCUGCUGGACAUGAUCCCGUCUCGCUCCGCUGCGCACAACACACACUCCUGGAAGUAAAACUGCGGGGUUAUUCACUCAGGAUGGAGGAAAACACACACCAAACACAUUCAUCAGACUCGGUCCUGCUCUGGCUCGUGUGUGCUGCAGGGGUCCUGCACUGAUCAAGGGUCAGUUCACACACAGAUCUGUCAUUAAUGGAGGCAUAAUGAGAUCACACACACACACACACACACACACACACACACACACACACACACACAUGCAGAUGUUCUCGUCCUGCACAGACAGAUGAUAAACACUGAGCCAUGAUCUGCGUCUGCUGCGUCACAUCAGGAGAGGAGUGUUUCUGCUGAGGACAUUUCAGGAUUCUCUGGUAGACAGCAGGAUCAAAACACCUGCGUUAUCAUUAAUAAACACACAUUCUGGAACAUUCAUAUUCAGAGAGCUUCAAAUAAAGCUGUGUAUGUCUUCAGAUAAUAGAAGGCUCGUGUAUGAUAUGAUUAUUGAUAGAUUAUUUAAUAUAACUUUAUUAUGAUUAUUGGGGAUUAGUGCUGAGGCCACGCCCCCUGUAAAGUCCCCACCCACUUCAGUAGGUGGAGCUACUACUGUGGAAAAGCUCAGUGUGUGUGUGUUCAGUGCUUCAGCUGUAAACACACACAGCUCCAUCAGCACUCCUGUGGGGCAUACACUGGUUAUCAGUGUUGGUGGUGUUUUCUGGAGGGUUUCAGGGCUCCUGCUGUCUGUGGAGGAUGAGGAGCUCUCACACUUCAGCUCUCUGUGUGUGUGUGUGUGUGUGUGUGUGUGUGUGUGUGUGUGUGUGUGUGUGUGUGUGUGUGUGUGUGUGUGUGUGUGUGUGUGUGUGUGUGUGUGCGUGUGUGUGUGCGUGU